AUGUCAUCGAGAAUCGUUUCAUCUACGAAAUUUAAAAUUGUAAUUCAUUGUUCUUCUGUGCAAAUAUUUCAGAAAUUAGUGUUAAGAAACAGCCUUAAAGCUGAUUCAACAUAUUAUACAACAGGUUGUUUAUUAGCUGCUUUCACUCUAUUUGAAAAUGCGCAGGCGUUUCACUUCGUUGCUAUAAUAAGAAGCAACAGGCAUGAAAAGCAACUAUGGUAG
This is a messenger RNA of Clunio marinus, 222 nucleotides long. NCBI's taxonomy places the organism in Eukaryota, Metazoa, Arthropoda, Insecta, Diptera, Chironomidae. The record is from the annotation of a GenBank genome assembly.